GGGACGCUGGUUUGUUUUCACGGCACUACUUUGGUGUUCCUCCGAGCGUGGCAAAGUAGUUCUCCAACGAUUCUAGAAUCGCGUAUUUAAACAUUUUCUAGGUUAAAUUCAGAUUAUGUUCUGACAUCCACGAUGUUUGUGGUUGUAUGAACAUUUUUCUGAGGAAGCGAAAAGACGCAGCUGAGUCUAUUUUUUCGAAACCGAUUGCUCUGCUGUCCUUCUUCUUCAUAGACCUCCGCCAUCUUGAGUUUUAACCAUAAUUUCUGAGAGUAGUUAAGUUAUCUGAUCCCUGUUUUGAUGCGUUUUGUGUUUGGACCAGAGUGGAGGCUGCAGGGCUGAAGUUCUUGGUGGAGGACGAUGACUGACACUAAGAAUCAAUGCAACUAAUCGAAGCAGUUUGUGGGUAUGAAGUGGUUGGGAGAAUCCAAAAACAUGGUAGUAAGUGGCAGACGACAUGGAAGCAGGUUCAGUGAACAGCUGGGUAGCCAAACUCGUGCUCAGCAUGCGCGUCCCAGCAAGAGCUCCCUCAGCGGCAGGAGAUGCAGCCACCGUUUUAACGCUGGGCCAUUGGAGGUGGAGAGACGUCAUGUCCCAUCCUCAGGAAUGACAGCCAAGGAACUGUGUGAGAACGAUGAUCUUACCACAGGCCUCAUUCUUGACCCUUACCUUGGGUUUCAAACCCAUAAGAUGAAUACCAGGUUUCGACCACUCAAAGGAAGACAAGAGGAGCUAAAGGAAAUCUUAGAGAGUUUUAAAAAACACAAUGACCUGGAGCAAUCUUUUAGGGCCUUAACAUCUGGAGACUUCUCUAGAAAUCAUUUUCUCCCCAAGACUAAGGCUCAGGAGAAACUUUUCAAGCAGCAUGUAUUUGUUUAUUUACGCAUAUUCGACAGUAAGAGUGGGUUUGAAAUCUUGCCUUGUAACCGGUACUCCUCUGAGCAAAAUGGAGCCAAAAUAGUUGCAACAAAAGAAUGGAAGAGGAAUGAUAAGAUUGAAUAUUUGGUUGGUUGUAUUGCUGAGCUGUCAGCAAGUGAGGAGAACAUGCUUUUGCACCAUGGUGAAAAUGAUUUCAGUGUCAUGUACUCCACUCGCAAAAACUGUGCCCAACUAUGGCUCGGACCUGCCGCUUUUAUUAACCACGAUUGUCGGCCAAAUUGUAAGUUUGUGUCUACGGGUCGAGACACAGCUUGCGUCAAAGCUCUGCGAGACAUUGAACCAGGAGAGGAAAUCUCGUGCUAUUAUGGCGAUGGCUUCUUUGGAGAAAACAAUGAAUUUUGUGAAUGCUACACAUGUGAAAGGCGUGGCACCGGUGCUUUCAAGUCAAAAAUGGGACUCCCUGUAGAAGUCCCAGUUAUUAAUAGUAAAUAUGGCUUGAGGGAGACAGACAUGCGACUGAAUAGAUUAAAGAAGCUGGGGGAAGGGAGUCAGAACUCUGAUAGCCAUUCUGUUGGCUCUCACACAGAUGCAGACACUCAGGAUUCACCAAAAAUACAUUCAACUUCUAGGAGAAGGACAACUGCUAGCAUGAGGCUGACUAAAACCAGGACUCAUGAUGGACAAUCUCUCUCAAGAGUCUACACACCUACCUCACCAUCCAAACAAAGUCACCCUAAUAACAGGGUACCAAAGAGACUGAAAUCAAAACCCUCAAGGCCUUUGCUCACAAACAUAAAAUUACGGAGCCAAAGCAGAGGGGCAGAGGUGAAAGCCUCUGCUAAAGUAUUUACAGGCCCUGCAGUCUGCAAGGAAGUCCCUGUGAAAAAGGAGAAGGACUCUUUUGAAGCUUUUCAUUCAGUGGGUUCUAGAGACUGCUUAACUCAGCACAUUGCGAAGGAAAACAAUCAGCAUUCUUUAAAAUGGUCUGUGGCAUUAGAGACUGGUCAGACUUGCACUUACAGAACUCGAAGGUCAAUCAGGACUUUGCUCAAGGCACAGGACUUUAGUGGCACGAAGACUGAACCAAGCACUUUUGAGCACCAGGACCUGGUGCCCGGUCAAGUAGUCAUUAAAACAGAGCCAGCUGACAUGGAGGAAUACCUAACUCAAGGAAUGAGGUUGAAUGAGCCUGAACCAGACGACCGAUACAUCAGGAGAGUUUCUCACUCACGAAGUCGCCGCUUUACUCAGCUGCAGCCGGACAGGCUAAUAAAGAGUGAGGACCAUUCCUACGAACCUUUCAUUCCAACCUUUCUGUCAGAUACACAAGCGACGAGUGUCAGGGAUUGUGGAGAAACAUUGCUCAGUUUUCCUGAAAGACCAGAACAUCAUCAUGCCAUGACGAACUACGGUAAGCCCAAGAAGGACAAGUCUAAGAGUAGGAGUCAGGGUUUGGACAAGAGGAAGAAGAAGCGUCAGAUCACACGAUAUGAUGCGCUAAUUCUGGAGAACAGCACAGGGAUACCCAAGCUCACCUUGCGUCGACGUAGGGAUAGCAGCAGCAGUAAGUCCAGCAAGCCUAAUGAGGCUCACGUUAACUCCAACGCCAAGAUCAGCAUCAAGCUCAGCAAGGACCACACCAUGGACGCGGGCAGCCCUUACGUAGCCAGAUUGAACAAUGGCUUCAGUCCUGUGACCCACGCAAGCUCCACCAAGCUGAAGAUACAGUUGAAGUGUGAGGACAGUGAGCAUCUGGUCACACCAGCAUGCCUUGACAAGACCAGCUUCCCCAGGAUGAGUUCCUUCGAACUUGGAAAAGAUGAAGCACUGAAUGGUGAUCCUGGGAGUGACCACAUGGACGAGCAGCCUUCAUCUGAGGACGAUGACGAGGACGAAGAGGAUGAUGAUGAUGAUGAUGAUGAUGAUGAUUUCAUCCCACUUCCACCAGCGAAACGUCUCCGACUCAUUGUUGGGAAAGAUUCCAUAGACAUCGAUAUCUCCUCCAGGAGGAGGGAGGGUCGGUCAUUAAGGCUCAGUGCAUAAGCUCUGAGGGUCACCUUUAGAUCCAGUGUGUAUAAUAUUUCCUGUUAUUUCUCUCUUGAAUAUUAAAGGUAUUCACUGAAAAGAAAACAUGAAAAAAACCCUGUGUAAUUAGCUAAAGGAAAGUAAGCUGUAUAUUGUUUAAAUUGUUAAAAUAAUGCAUUUAACGUUUGAUGUUGAGAUGGACAUUAUUAUUUAAAAAAAAAAUGUAAUUUGCUAUUUGCUGAAGUACGAUAUGUAUGUGAUCUCAGUCUGAUGCGAAGACUGUUGUAUGUUAUUUUUAACUGUGCUUUUUUUUUUUUGUUUUGUUAAUCAUUUAGGAAUUCCAUGAUGGGUCUUUUAGCACCAUGUACAUCUUGCUAUUAUAUUCUGGCUUUCCCUAUAGAGCACAUUGAUAUUGGCCCAUGAAGGAAUGUUUUUGUCGUUCCUCCGAACACCCCCACUCCCCCAACACCCCCCACAUACUGAAAAAUAAUUGCUUAAUACUUGACUGACUUUGUCAAGAGCAUAGAUGCUUGCAUACGUGUGCUCAAUAAUCUGAUCGUAAUCAGAUUUCUGCAGUUAUUUCUUUAUUCAAAUUAUUAUGUAAACACCAUACUCUGAUUUAGAAAUCUGAUUAAGAAGUCAGAAAAAGAGAGCUGCCCAUGUGCGAAGCAGUCGGCGUUACCAGCAGCAAUGCCAGGAGAUUUCAGCCCUAAAGAGGUGCUGAAACCAAACACGAAAUAAAGGAUUUAAAUAUUCAACUUUUAGAUGAUGCAUGUUCAUAUUUUCAAAGUAAGUCACGUGAUGAAGUUGGAGUUUUAACGUUAUGUUUGUCACAGCGUCAGUCAGAUGCAAAGCAGAAAUCUGAUUACUGCCUGACACAUGUAGACCUGUUUCCCCAUUAUCUGAUCACUCAAGUGCACAUAAACACAAUCAGAUUACUGACAAAACCUGAUUUUCCACAGUUGUCGGCUUAUUAAGUGCACAUAAACGAUAAGUGAUUUUUUUUACUCUUAUCACUCUUAGACAAAAAGGUGCCAGAAAAAAAACUCCUCUGUGGUUUUUCAAAGAACCUUUGUAAAGUUUAAAGAACAGAGUUUCUAGAAAGGUCCUAUUCAUUGGUCUAAAACCCUUAUAUUAUGUGGUUUGUCAGACUCAUGAAUUUCUUUUCCAAACCUGGUUCUUUAGGGUAAAAGCGGUUCUUCUUUGGCAUAACUUUUUGUGGCUCCUUUCUCUGUAGGCUUUCUCAUAAUGGGAUAACAUUCCAAGUAUUCUGAGAAUGGAAGGAUUAUUUUAAAAAAUGUUUUAAUUAUAUUUUAAUAUACUUUUUACUUCUUUUAAUGAUCAGUUGGACAUUUGACGUUUUACACAAUAGUAAUAGUUUUGCUACUCGAUGCUAUACGCAUCUGCUGUAGAUCACUACAUUUAAGUGUACAGAAAAUAGAGCAUGAUGAUAUUCAUGUAUGUUUUUUUUUUUCUUCAUUGUUACCACAUAGAAAUGGAAACAGCCUUUUAAUGGCAGAGCAUGAUUUAUCAUCAGCUUGGACGAUCGUAUUUUUGUUCUGUAACUCAUCUCUGCAAAUGGGAAAGAUGAGUCCUCGUAGACUCAUAAUAGAAUUUGUUGUUUGUUUUCUGUUUUUAUAGCAGUCCUAGACUUCUUUUAAACACCAGCCAUAAGACAUGGGUUGUAAAAUGUUGCGCCAAUUCGGUCUCAAGCCAAGGAUCUUUUUAAUGAGGAAAUCUGUGGAUUUUUUUUUUUUUUACGUAGAUCAUGGCAGCGUUUUAAUAGUAAAACCACAAAUGUCACUUUUUUAAUCACAGCAUGUAACAUCUGCCAUCAGUAACUGGCUUCAGACUAGACGGGAUACAUUGUAAUGAUCAAUUAUUGUUGAAUGGGAAGAAAAGCUGUUGUCACUUCUCAGAUAGCACAAGAUGCCUUAUGAUGGGCCCGGAAAUAUCAGCCUUUUGGUACUGGCCACACACUUUGUGGCUUUUCUUGUUUAUUUUUUCUUUUCUUCUCAAUGUUACUGGAGUUCUGUCACUUUGUGUAUUCUAUUUUCUGACAGCAAAAGAAACAAAUUGGGAAUCAAUGCUAACCAUAUCAAGUGAGGCUUAGAGAUGAAUGUUAAGCGUUCAUAUCACCAGCAGUUGUGAACUGGAUUAAAUGUCGUCUUCCCUGUAAACAAUUUCCAUUGCACCAGUUCUCCCUGUUAAAACCAUCAAAAAGGUGUGAAUAGCUGUUUAUAAGGGAAUGGGUUGUUCAGUUUAAACAGAAUUUUACAAAGAGGCGAAGGUUGUAUCCGCCACCAUUUAAAACACAUUCUUUUCUUGUUUAACAAUUUUGAAUACUUUGAAAUUAAGAUAAAGUCCCUUUGUGAAAGUAA
Messenger RNA from Pygocentrus nattereri (red-bellied piranha), 5282 nucleotides. RefSeq names its product histone-lysine N-methyltransferase KMT5B-like. The transcript is spliced from 10 exons. Gene Ontology annotation, molecular function: protein binding; histone H4K20 methyltransferase activity. The record is from RefSeq and is a predicted model, not a curated record. Lineage: Eukaryota; Metazoa; Chordata; Actinopteri; Characiformes; Serrasalmidae. The coding region runs from base 406 to 2919 and encodes 837 amino acids. Gene Ontology annotation, cellular component: nucleus.